Molecule: messenger RNA, 297 nt
Organism: Heterobasidion irregulare TC 32-1
Lineage: Eukaryota; Fungi; Basidiomycota; Agaricomycetes; Russulales; Bondarzewiaceae
Exons: 2
Coding region: 1-297 (98 amino acids)
Source: RefSeq, a predicted model, not a curated record
AUGCUCAGCAACGACUCGGCGCCCUCUCUCGAAGCGCAGACUGAAUCAAUCGUCUACACCAUCCAGAGCGUGCUGUCCGGUGUCCGCUCGCCGACGCCCUCACCGAUGCCCUCGCCGACUGUCAACGAGAACCUCACGCAGACUAUCACGAUCGUGUCCAGCAUCGUCGCCGUCUGCCACGACAACCUUCCGCCCGCGUCGGCGCAGCAGGGGAACGACAUCCUGCGCGAGCUCAGCAACCACGCGAACAAGCUCAGCGAGGUCCAGGCCAUGCGCGACAACCUCGGACAGGGUUGA